AUGGUUUAUGCCACACUUUUGAGUGAAGAAGAUUUAAGUCGUUUUCGAACGAAACAAUGUAAGAGAUUAUUAAAUGGAGGUUGUAAUUUUGGAUUGGAUAGAUGUCAAUAUAGUCACAAUGAAUUUUGGAAUAGGAGAUGUCCAUUUUAUUUAAGUGACUCAUCAUUUAUACGUUACAUUACUGUAAUGUGUCCUGAUGUAGAAACAAGGGGAGAUGGUUCUAUUAACAGUUUAUGUUUAAGAGGAGGAGAAUGUCCUUUUGCUCAUUCUACUGAAGAAAUAUUAUAUCAUCCACUUUUUUAUAAAACAAAAAGAUGUGAAGAUUAUAAAAAGGGAUCUUGUAAUACUUAUUAUUGUCCUUUUAUUCAUGGUUUGGCUGAGACGAGAGUCCCUGGUACUUACAAGUUGCCAUUCACAAACGGAAUUGACAUUCCUAAUAUUCCUAAUGUUAUUAUUGUUGAUAAGAUAGAUAUAUGUAGUAAAAAUAGUAGUGGUAUUAUAAACGAUAAAUAUAUGAAAAACAUGUCAUUUAAAAAGAGAAGCGACAACAUAAUACAACUAGAUCAUAUGAAUAAUGAUGAUAUGCAUUAUUGUAAUAAUAAAACAAAUAGUAUGAACUCGGCAAUUUAUGAUUCUAUGGAUACUAUAUCUAAUAAGAAUGAUAUGACUAAAAACGCUGUUGAUAAAUCUAAUCUGUCUUUUAAUAAUUCUGUAUUUAAUAAAGAUAGCUUUUUUAAUUUUUCAGAGGAAAAUAUAAAAAUGAAUAUGUUAAAAAAAAAUGGUGCUUUUGAACAUAUGAAUAAUAAUACCUACUCAAGAAAUAGCAUGAAAGAUUCGAUUAAUUCUUUUGGUUCAUUUGAAGCAAACAAUAUGGGUAAUAAUAAUAUGGGUAAUUCGAAAGGUAAUAUUUCAGGUGUUAUUGGUAAUAUGAAAAAUGAUAAUAUAAAAAAUGAUAAUAUAAAAAAUGAUAAUAUAAAAAAUGAUAAUAUGAGAAGUGAUAAUAUAAAAAAUGAUAAUAUAAAAAAUGAUAAUAUAAAAAAUGAUAAUAUAAAAAAUGAGAAUAUAAAAAAUGAGAAUACAAAAAAUGAGAAUAUGAAAAAUGAUUCUAUGAAUGGUAGUAUUAAUGGCAAAGGUGGGAAUAAUAAUCCUAACAAGAAUAAUAGUAAUAAUAAUAACAACAUUAAAAGUAACGAUAAUGAAAAUAACGAUAAUAAUAAUAAAAUGAAUAGACAAUCCAAUUGUUCAAAUGUGAAUUCCUGUAAUUAUAAUGAAUUUUUAUCAAGCAAAUUAAAUGAAGCUGUUUGUGGAUCAUAUCAAAAUAUGUGCAGUAAAAAUAUUUCACUUAGUACAAACAAUUCUACAAAUUAUAUAGACACAAUUAGUACCCCUAAUAAGAAUUAUAAUAAGAAUUUGAACAUAUUAAAACUUAAACAGAAUCAUUCAAGUUGUAGUACUGAUGCUCAUGAAAUAAAUUUCAAUGAGCAUGAAGCAACAAGUGAGGAUGCCAUAGAAGAAGAAGAAGAUGAUGAAUAUUUUAAUUCUGAGAAUAUUGAUUUAAGUGUAUCAAACCGAAAUAACGAAUUAGAAAGAAUUAGUAGUGAUACCAAAUUGUCAAAUGUAACAGUAGAAACAAAUUUAAAUAUUGAUAGAAAUAAUGAAAUCAAUUUAUUAGAAGUUAUUAAAUGUUUGAAGGGUUUAUGUGAAAAAAUAAUGAAGGGAGACUUAACAUUUACAUCUGAGCAAUGGGACAAUAUAGCACAAAUAACAUACGAAAUUGUAGCAGUUAUAGAAUUUAAUAGAGUUAUGAAACUCAAAAAAACAGCUAAUAAAAUAAAAAAUGAUAUAUAUAAUAAAAAUAAAGAUUUUAUUUUUCAUAUGGAAAAUAAAGAGUAUAAAAAGGAAAGGAACGAUACUGAAAUGGAAAAAGAAUUGUAUACAAACGAUAAGGAUAAAAUUGAAAAAACGGUUUGUACUAAUAUAGAUAAUUUAGUUGAAGAACAAAAUAGUAAUAUAAAUGGAUUAUCUUUAGAUGCCAAAUUAAAAAACUAUGAUGAGAUUUUUGAAAGACCCAAAAAUGAAAAAGGAAAUGAUAUAAAUACAUUAAAAUAUUCAUUAAAUGAAAAUAUAUAUAUUGAAAAAGACAAGAUUAAUAGUGUAAAUAAGGAUAAUUCAAUUUUGUUCUUAGAAAAUGAUGAAAAUAAUAAUAAUAUGUUAAAUAAAUUUAACUUUAACUUUAAUAAAAGAGAAGAACAUAUAUUUAACAAUUUAAAUGAACUUAUACAUAAUGAAGAUAAUGAAUUAGUACAUUUUUAUGAGGAACAAUUAGGAGAAAACUUUUUAGACGAAAAAAAUGAUUUAGAUAUUAUGUCAAUGAAACAAAAAUUUAUUCCAUCACAAAUUAAUAAAACAAAUAUAAUCAAUGAUAGUAAUGAUACCCAUGCUUUACAAAGUUUAAAGGAUUCCUGUUUUUUAGAAUAUUAUAAUAUAAAUAAAAGUAAUAACUUAAAUUUUAAAGAUAAAAAUGAUAACAACGAAAAAUUAUCCUCACAACAACCAUUUGUGUCUUUUUUCUCUUUCUUAUCAGAAUAA
Plasmodium falciparum 3D7 is the source of this 2589-nucleotide messenger RNA. It is a transcript of the gene CZIF1, whose product is annotated as C3H1-type zinc finger protein CZIF1. NCBI's taxonomy places the organism in Eukaryota, Apicomplexa, Aconoidasida, Haemosporida, Plasmodiidae. Gene Ontology annotation, molecular function: metal ion binding. The record is from RefSeq and is a predicted model, not a curated record.